GGGGUCAAUCACUGGAUUAUAAUCUUGCUUAAGAGUUGCUUCAGUUUAAUAUACUUUUUUUCUCUUUAUUGCUUUCACUUUCCAAAGCAUGUUCAGCACGUACGAUUGCACUUUAUCCGCAGAUGGGGGUGCUUCUCUCUGCAACAUGCUUCGCCUCGGGACCGAGCGCGUCCGGGCCCUCUGGCGCUGAAUGAAGCGUCUUCCAGGGAGAGAAGAGGAGCCGGGGCAGCUGGAGAAGUGAAGGGCAGUGGGGGCCGAGAUCUCGCCUGCUGUGGCAGAGUCUGAGACUCUGUGCGAAUCAUCCCCAUGCCACUUGUAAAUAACAAAGUUGGCGAUGACUGCGCGGCGAGCGGAGACAAGACUUUGGCCGAUGGAAAGGCGCUGGUGGACUCGUUGAUAAAGGUUGUGGCUUGCUACCGGCAUUUAGCCUCAUGUGUGGGUGGGUGCACAGACAGCCUGCAGCUCCGCGACGAGUUGAGGCAAACGAGAGAAAAGGCCCAAAAGUUGGCUGGCGACGUCUGCCACCACCUGACCUCACACCUCAGGGACAAGAGCCUGCCCGAUGGACAGCGCAAGGAGAUGGAGCUCCUCUGGGUGGCCUUCUCCGCCUGCCUGGAGCUGCUGCACGUUGACAUGUGCAAAGUUUUGAACAUCAGCGGCAUUGUCUCGCUGGCCGACUCUGCGUCCCUUGUGCACACUGGCCUGGAAGGAGGAUGCAGUGACGUAGCGGCCCGGGCCCUGAGUUUGCCCGACCUGAACCAGGUUCGGACGGAUUCCCUCCCUGCCGGCCUCGAGAGCCAGGAGCGCAGCACCAUGGAGCUAGAGAUCAGCCGAAUUGACCGCAUGAUCGAUGACAUGGAGAUGAAAGUCAACGUGCUGCGCUGGAUGGUGGAGCCCCACGGGCCGCUGUACGCAGACCCCCUCAGCAGCACUGACAGCGCCUCCAUGGCUCUGCUGUCCCUUGACGAGGAGCAGCAGGCCCCCACAUCUCAGCCCUUGUGCCAGCAGAGCCACAUGUUUGUGCUCUUACUGCUGCUUGGUGUUUUUUUUGUAGCGUCCACUUUAUCUCUCUGUAUUUUCUUUUUCUCGUGAGCAAGACCUUAAGAAAUUUCAGUC
Molecule: messenger RNA, 1116 nt
Organism: Xiphophorus couchianus (Monterrey platyfish)
Lineage: Eukaryota; Metazoa; Chordata; Actinopteri; Cyprinodontiformes; Poeciliidae
Gene: rgs9bp
Product: regulator of G protein signaling 9 binding protein
Exons: 3
Coding region: 307-1092 (261 amino acids)
Source: RefSeq, a predicted model, not a curated record